UUUUAUUCCCUUUUCAGGCAGACGAAAUGGCAGACGAGGGUCCAGUCCAGAACCUCUGCGAGGAAACGACAUGCUCCAUCUGCCUGGAGUAUUUCACAGAUCCAGUGACCAUAGACUGUGGCCACAAUUUCUGCCAAACCUGCAUCACCGAGGCUUGGAGAAAAUCGGACCCAGAUGCUUCUUGCCCUCAGUGCAGGGAACCUUGCCAGCAAAGGAAUUUCAGGCCCAACCGGCAACUGGCGAGCAUUGUGGAAAUAGCCAAGAAAUUCAGCCUUCAGAUGGCCAAAGGGGCGGAAGCGCUGGGAAGGGUUUGCGAGAGACACAAGGAGCCCCUGAAACUCUUCUGCGAAGAUGACCAAGCCCCCAUCUGUGUGGUGUGUGACAAAUCCAAGGAUCACAUGGAGCACAAAGUGAUCCCAAAGGAGGAGGCCUUUGAGGAGUAUCAGGGUAAAAUCCUGCGUCAUUUGGAGUUCCUGAACAAACAGAGAGAAGAAAUUCUGUCUUCUCAACUGAAGGGGGAGACCGCAGGCCAGAAUCUGCUGAAGCAGACAGACAUGGAGAGGCAGAAAAUCGUGGCUGAUUUCAAGCAGUUGCACCAGUUUCUGGAAGAACAAGAGCGCCUCCUGUUGGCUCAGUUGAAGGAACUGGACGAUGGGAUUAAAAACUGUAGGAAUCAAUAUAUUGCCAAACUCUGUGAGGAAAUGGCCUCCCUUGACAAACUGAUCAGGCAGCUGGAGGAGAAACAGAAGCAGCCAGUGACUGAAUUCUUGCAGAAUAUGAGAAGCAUCCUGGAAAGGUAUGUGGCUUUGUUAUUAAUAUGAAUAUGAAUAAUAUUAAUUUCAUUCCUCGGAGGU
Lacerta agilis (Sand lizard) is the source of this 854-nucleotide messenger RNA. RefSeq names its product zinc finger protein RFP-like. The record is from RefSeq and is a predicted model, not a curated record. NCBI's taxonomy places the organism in Eukaryota, Metazoa, Chordata, Lepidosauria, Squamata, Lacertidae. Gene Ontology annotation, molecular function: zinc ion binding. Bases 27 to 821 code for a protein of 264 amino acids. The transcript has 4 exons.